This is a messenger RNA of Prorocentrum cordatum, 1608 nucleotides long. The record is from the annotation of a GenBank genome assembly. Lineage: Eukaryota; Dinophyceae; Prorocentrales; Prorocentraceae.
AUGAUGGACGGGCAAGCGACUGCAGUGAUCUCGGACAUCCAAAACACGGUUGGCCUCGACAUACCCGCCGCGACCUUAGUGACCCAAGAGGUCACGGGUGGACCGUGGACGCCAACCCAGAAGAGUCGGAUCGCUCUUGCCCUCUCGAAUCAAGUGGCUCAUGGAGCACCGACGGCAGGACGGAAUCGAGCAGUGCAGAAUGUCCCUGCACUCGAACACUUCUUCACCAUCGACGAUUGGCAGACGAUCGAGAAUCCAGACUUCUCUUGGGACCCGAAGUUGAAGAUCGUCGGGGAACGGAUGUGGAAACUCGGUAUCACAUGCCCUUCGGAAUCAUGCCUCAAGCGAAGCAUUGCGAUAGUGUGUUACAAGGGGGGUAAAGGCCCAGUGCAUCCUACCGAGAUGGUGGCGAUGGCCCAGACCCUGAAGCGGAUCAUCAAGGGUAUCGACAAUGCGAGCACGGGCUGGCCGUUCCACCACAUUCCGACCUACCCUAUGGAUCCGACUGCGCUCCCCCCUGGAGUCUACGAGUUCGCCUUCCAGUCGACGGCUGGCCCGAUCGCCCCGCCUGAUUGGAACCAUGCCGACUUUGAUAAUGUGGUCAGGCACGUGCCCAUCAGGAAGACCCACAAGGAGCUGAGGCCUGACCAGAACUCUGCGAUCGUCCCCUUCGGCAACCCCUCUCCACCGAGGCCCCCCCAAUCGCUGCAGAGCAUGUUCGUUGACCCGAACCAAGCCAUGGCUAUGCUGGGUGGAAUCAUGAGUGCUGCCAUGGGCCGUGGGUUCCCAGGAGGCGACCAGGGCCAAUCGCAGGCGGGCUUGAUUCAGUUCUGCGAGCCCGCGUCGAGGAGGCUGGCCAGCAAACGCUCGUUGUCGGCUACCACGCUGCCGCUCAUGGGUCAUGGUGGUGCUGACGACAUCGCCAAGCUGUCCGACGUGGACUCCGAGGCGGCCUCUGGAGCGGCUCCAAGCGUGGUUGCUGGUGGUAUCCUCGCCCCUGCUGGUGUCGCAGCCCCAACCACGGCAGCGACAGCCGCCCCAGCCCUCGCGUCCAAGACGGACCUCGACGAGGCAGAGGCCCUCGAGCAACAGUUCAUCGACGCUGCCACUUCGAAGGGCAAGGCCAAGGGCAAGGCCAAGGGCAAGGCCAAGGGCAAGGCCAAGGGCAAGGCCAAGCCCAAGGCCAAGCCCAAGUCCCCUGCCUCGCCCAAGGACUCCACGCCGAAGGCCAAGGUCAAGGUCGAUGCCACGCGCACCCCAGGCAAGCUCAAGACCUUCGAUUACAAGCAGUGGCUCAACCCCAAGGACAUCUUGGGGCGCUCGCGCAAUGCUUUCACGUGCCGCGCGUACAAGGGCGCCCAGGCAGCUGCGAGGAGUAUGGGUUGGAGCGAUGAGGAAGCUAUCACGGUGGCCCGCAUCGCACUGGGCAAGGCGGGCGAGGUAUACACAAAGCAUGGGCACAAGAAGUGAUGAGGGGCACACCCCAGUAUGAGAAUUCGUUGCUGGCAUUUGUGUCCGAUGAUGGUCUCCAGGUCUCCAGGGAGCUCGAGGCCUUACCUGCAUGCACGUUGGUUCAGCUGUGGGUAGACACAGUGCGUCGUACACUCG